UAAAAAAGUGACCUUUGCCCUCUGUGCGUUGCCUGCAACUUGAACGCCUCAAAAUGUCUCUUCGUGUGCUGGUCGGUGUGAAAAGAGUGAUAGAUUAUGCCGUCAAGAUUCGGGUGCGGCCGGACAAGCUGGGCGUCGUCACAGAUGGCGUCAAGCACAGCAUGAAUCCAUUCGAUGAGAUCGCUGUGGAAGAAGCCGUCCGAUUAAAGGAGAAGAAGAUAGCGAAGGAAAUCAUCGCGAUCAGCUGCGGACCUCCGAAAUGUCAAGAGACGCUCCGUACAGCUCUAGCCAUGGGAGUUGACAGAGGAAUCCACGUUGAAAUCCCGGAUGCUGAAUUCCAAAAUGUCCUUCCUUUUCAUGUUUCUAAGAUUCUGGCUAAAAUAGCACAGGACGAGCAAGUGGACCUCCUUAUCCUUGGAAAACAGGCAAUUGAUGAUGAUUGUAAUCAGACGGGUCAGAUGACUGCAGCCCACCUGGACUGGGCACAAGGAACAUUCGCCUCAGAAAUCACCUUAGACGACGGACAUCUUGUGGUUGUUCGUGAAGUUGACGGCGGCUUAGAGACGAUAAGAAUUAAGAUGCCAGCUGUAGUUACCGCUGAUUUAAGACUCAACGAACCAAGAUAUGCAACGCUACCAAAUAUUAUGAAAGCAAAAAAGAAACCAAUAGCUAAGAAGACACCAGCAGACUUUGGCGUUGAUAUAACGCCCAAGAUUGAAACUAUCAAAGUUGAAGAUCCCCCAGUGAGGGACGCAGGUGUGAAGGUUGAGACAGUUGAAGAUCUUAUAGGGAAGUUGAAAGAAGCCGGUGUUGUGUAAAGCUUGUAGAAUGACAUCGACGACCCAUACGUGGACGAUCAGAGAAAGAGGGCAUGCCGUAUUCAUCACAGAUUGAUCAGAGGCCAUCCAACCCUUUUCACAAUCCUACAAAUGGGGACACUGGCAGGCAGAGUUUCAAUAGGUGGCAGUUUUUGCCGUGAAACAAAUGGCAACUUGUCUCUUGCUUGGUAUAUCAAAUUACCUCAGAAUGGUUUCUAUGACAAUAGGGGAGUGAUAUGGUCUCUUGGUGGCAGCAGACUUAAAUCUAUUGGUCUUGGAAAUGUGCGCAUGUUCAGAACUACGUAAACAAUUUCAAGUUACCUUGCAUGUCUGCCAUAGUGUUAGCCAGAGGGGUGUCUUUUGGACACAUUUAAAAAUAAAAUUGACACCCUGUUUUUUUGUGUCAUUAUCUCAUCAUUAUUUGCAAGUGAACAAUUUGGACACCAAAUUCUAGCAUAUUUGAACACCCGCUUACCAAAACCUUGCUUAAAACCUUGGAUGUCUGCUGCCACCAUUGUCCAAAAAUCUCCCAGUCGGAAACAUUGAAAAAGUUGUACCUUUUGAGAGUCUAUGGCCCUUUUCGAAACCACAGCUUCGGCUUCAGGCCCCUUCCUCAUGUCUGAAACCAAUUUUCAAAACAACUAUGGGGCCAAGCUAGCCUGAGCAAAGCUAGAGCCAAAGCCGUGAAUUCGAAAAGGGCCUAUAUCUUGUCCCUAAACAAUUCAAUUGUCAACUUUGGGACACUAGGUGGCAGCAGACAUCCCUGGUAACUUUCCUUGUUUUCGUAAUUUUAAACAUGUGCAGAUUUCAUGAGAGCGCUGGAUUGACCUGGUGAAUUCUAGCAUCACACAAACAGUUUCCCUUUUUGUGUUCUGACUUGAACUCCGAUUUUUUAAAAGUGAUUUUGAAUUUAUUUUAUCAGAUAUUUUGAAGUGGAUUAUUAAACAAUGCACAUAACUUGUAAUUUAAAUAAAGAAGACGUGCGAAAAUCACUUUAUUGGUCAGUCUAAUUUAAUUGUAGAAAAUACACUUUAAAACUUUACAAUAAUUGUUAUUGGAAAUUUACAGUUCUACUUUGAAUUGAUGACAUAUUUAAUUGUUUCCAUUAUUUUAAAAAAAAUAUUUUGUUCCAAACUUGUUCACAUAGCUCAUCAUUGAAUUUGUUCAGAACUCGCUGGCACCAAUAAACAAGCGUUGACAUUGUUUAAAAGGAAA
Asterias rubens (European starfish) is the source of this 2033-nucleotide messenger RNA. RefSeq names its product electron transfer flavoprotein subunit beta-like. Gene Ontology annotation, molecular function: electron transfer activity. NCBI's taxonomy places the organism in Eukaryota, Metazoa, Echinodermata, Asteroidea, Forcipulatida, Asteriidae. Gene Ontology annotation, cellular component: cytosol. The coding region runs from base 54 to 818 and encodes 254 amino acids. The record is from RefSeq and is a predicted model, not a curated record. The transcript is spliced from 7 exons.